AGUCCGCUUUUGGCGUCAUAUAGGUGGCUGUGCAGUGAGUUCUAGUUUCACUGUUUCCAACCUCCGACCCUUCCUUGGGUGUAAACUUCCCCGGAUUUCAGUUCUUUCAGACUGGGUACUGCCAGGGCCCUAAAUGGCCAUUGAAAAGGAAAAAGGAACAGGCUGAGACAUCAGCCUACGUCCCUGCGCAUGUGCAGUGACCUGAGCGGAGAGUCCCGGGCGUGGCCUGAGCGUGGAGAUUUCGCGCGUGCGCUGGUCUCGCUCCGUGCGGCUGCAGCUGGGAGGCUACUGGAGUAUGUCGGCCCCGUUUGAGGAGCGCAGUGGGGUGGUUCCGUGCGGGACGCCGUGGGGCCAGUGGUACCAGACCUUGGAGGAGGUGUUCAUUGAAGUUCAGGUGCCGCCUGGCACUCGCGCCCAGGAUAUCCAGUGCGGCCUGCAGAGCCGGCAUGUGGCGCUGGCCGUGGGUGGCCGCGAGAUCCUCAAGGGCAAGCUCUUUGAUUCUACAAUAGCUGAUGAGGGAACAUGGACUUUGGAGGACAGAAAAAUGGUCCGUAUUGUUCUUACAAAGACAAAGAGAGAUGCGGCAAAUUGUUGGACUUCUCUUCUAGAAUCUGAAUAUGCAGCUGAUCCUUGGGUGCAAGACCAAAUGCAGAGAAAACUUACAUUAGAGAGAUUCCAGAAAGAAAAUCCUGGUUUUGACUUCAGUGGAGCAGAAAUCUCAGGAAACUACACUAAAGGUGGACCAGACUUCUCAAAUCUUGAGAAAUAACUACUACUUUUUUUUUUUUUUGCUACAUUCUGUGGAUCCCAGCAGAUGUUGCCAACUUAAAGGAACAGAUUAUGUGGUGGAAGGAAAAUGUGGAUACCUGCAGUUAACAAAUUGCAAAAUAUAUUUAACUGUGGUUCUAAAAAUUGCAUUCAAAUAUCAUUUACAUAGGAAACAUCUUAUAUACUGUGGAAACUAUUCUACUGAUAUAGAGUAACUUUUUUUUGGACUUGUUUUUUUGCUCAGCAUGAAGUUUUAUAUGCUGCAUUUUACUAAUUUCAGAUUUAACCUGUAUUUUUAAUACAAAAAACAUUAGGGUAUAGAUCAUGUGAAAUGACCGGUGCCUUCAGGGACAAUUAAAUUUUUCUUUCAAUAAGUGUAAUGCAGGAAUAAUGUUCAAUAAACUUUUCUAAAUAGGAAUCGUGUACCCCUUUCUGUAAGUAUGCCAGUACACACAAGGAAUUAUAUUACUGAAAAAAGUUUUGAGAGAGGAAAAAGUCCACAAAUACAUUAUACUGAGUAAGUUCAUUUUAAGAGUUAAUGAAAAUUUCUGAAGUAAUAUAUUAUUCCUUGGGAGAUGACUUUGUCAAGAAAUUGAAAAAUAGAGACUUAACAAUAGGAAUGGAUUAAUACAAAACAAGCAGUGACGUGAAUGUGAUCAUUGGGUGAGUCCUUUGUCAGUGACAAAAAGCAAAUAAUGGUUAAUGUUUAUAAGUCAGGGACAUAAUUUUGCUCUUCAGUGAUCUAGACAUAUAAGGAAGGAUUAUCUUAAAAUUUUAUUUCAUUCUUUUUAUGUCCUUUGGAAUUUUCAAAUAUCUCUCUACAUUUUUUAAAAAUUUAAUCUUUACACCCAGUGUGGGACUUGAACCCGCAACUCUGACAUCAAGAGUUGCACACCCCACCAACUGAGCCAGCCAGGUGCCCCUAAAAAUUAUUUUUAACAAUCCCAAAUGUAUAGCAAAGUUACAUGUAAAGUACAAAGAACUGUUUUCUUCCUGAACUGUUUGUAAGUUUAUGAUAUGACGCUGCAUCAUCUGUAAGUACCUUAGUGUGUAUUUCCUUCAAAGGACAUGCUCUUAUAUCACUACAAUACAACCAUAUGAUCAGGAAAUUAGCAUUGAUACGUUAUGACCAUCUAAUCCUCAGAUCUUUAUUGCAUUCAAGUUUAACUGAUUGUCCCAAUAAUGUUCUGUAUAGCAAAAGGAUCCAGUCACAAUCAUGCCUUCCCUUUAGAUUAAAUGUCCGGUGUCUGGUCUACUUCAGUCUGGAACAAGUCUUCAUUUUUUCUUGACUUUUACAACCUUGGCACUUUUGAAUAUUACAGGCUAAUUUUGUACAACAGCCCUCAUUGUGAGUUUUGUCUGAUACUUCUUCAUGAUUAGAUUCAGGUUAUACAUCUUUGGCAGGGAUGUUACAGAAGUGAUGCUGUGUUCUUUUUAUUUUUUUUUUUAAAGAUUUUAUUUGACAGAGAGACAGCUAGAGAGGGAACAUAAGCAGGGGGAGUGGGAGAGGGAGAAGCAGGCUCCCCGCUGAGCAGGGAGCCCGAUGCCGGGCUCGAUCCCAGGACUCUGGGAUCACGACCUGAGCAGAAGGCAGACACUUAACGACUGAGCCACCCAGGUGCCCCGUGAUGCUGUGUUCUUAUUGCAUCCUAUCGUGAGUUUGUAAUUUUGAUUUGUCCUUUUUCUGUUGGUGUUUACUUAUAUCACUGAAUAAGUGGUGUCUGUCAGUCUUCUCCACAGUAAAGCUAUUCUUUGUAGGUUUAUAAUUAUUUUGUGGGAUGGUAGCUUCAGCGUACUACUCUGUUUCUCAUCAAACUUCCAACUUAUUUAUAUCUUUAUUGAUUCAUGAUUUUCUAUUUUAUUCAGUGGGUUAAAAUCUAUUACUUGUAUUACUCUGAUGCUUACAAUUUUUCUUGAUUUGGCUAGGGGAAAACCCUUUUAGGUGGCUUCCAUGUCCUGUUGACCUGUCCCAUCAUUAUUUGAGUAAGUUCUUAUUUUCUGGCACAAGUUGAUACUAGGCUUAUGCUUUCCCUGCCCUAGGUCAAGAAUAAGCCACGUUUUUAAGGUCUCCUGCUUCUCUUAGAUGGAAAAUGGUAUUUAGAAACCAAGAUUUGGGGGCGCCUGGAGAAGCCUGCUUCUCCCUCUCCCACUCCCCCUGCUUGUAUUCCCUCUCUCGCUGUGUCUCUCUCUGUCAAAUAAAUCAAUAAAAUCUUAAAAAAAAAAAAAAAGAAACCAAGAUUUGUGUGCUAGUGAGCAAUUGCUAUUGGGUGUGUAUAGUGCUUAUAUGUACAGCUGUGUUUAUUUCUAUAUAUUGAAAACCAUGAGUUUACACUUAAACUUUCAUGUCUAAUCCCAUGGGGUUCAAUUUUCUUUUCUCCCUUUCUAUAUUUAUAACAACAGUGAAAAGUCUGAUUUCUAUUAUCCUCAAUAUAUUUGAUUGCCUAUUCUAGGUCAUCUCACAUGAUUGCCUUCCUUACUCUGCUCAGGCUCCAACACCCUGCGGCAAACAGGGAUAUCCUCACCUGCUUGGACCUGAACACACCCCGUUGUGGGCCACUGAAUCCCUGCCAUACUCUUUGGCAAAGAGGCUAUCUUGUUCACUUUAACCAAUAACUUCAGGAAUAAAUUGUUGGGGAAGAGCCUUUUUUAAUUGGCUUCUCGACUUUCAAAGAAACUCAUAUUUUGAAUAAGCACAGUAAAGUUAACUCUUCUGUUCAUAGUUUUGUGAAUUUUUAGCAUGUAGAUUCUGUUCAUAGUUUUGUGACUUUUAACAUGUAGAGGUAUCUGUAAGCACCUUCAAAAUCAGGAGAUUGAACAGUUAAGUUUUUUUUUUUUUUUUUUUAAGUGAACUCUCUACCCCACAUUGGGCUCAAACUCAUGACCCUGAGAUCAAGCAUUGCAUGCUCUUACCAGCUGAGCCAGCCAGGCGCCCCAAGAGAUUUAAUAGUUUAAUCACUACAAAAACUUAAAAUACUCUCUCUUUGUAGUCAUAGCCUCAAACCCUGGAAACCACUGAUUAAGACUGUCUUUAUAGUUUUGUCUUUUCAAGAAUGUUCAUCAGUGGAAUCAUAUGUAAUCUUUUUUUCUUAAAGGUUUAUUUAUCCACUCUGGAGAGAGAGAGGGCGGGGAGGCAGGGCGGAGGGGCAGAGGGAGAGAAUCCCUAAGCGGACUCCCCGUCAAGCACGGAGCCCGCUGUGGGGCUCAAUCCCUUGACCCAUGGGACGCUACCUGAGCGGAAACCAAGAGUCAGAUGCCCAACCGACUGAGCCACCCAGGCACCCUAUAAUGUUUUUUAUUUAUUUUUAUUUUUAUUUUUUUUAAAAGAUUUUAUUAUUUAUUUGACAGAGACACAGCGAGAGAGGGAACACAAGCAGGGGGUGUGGGAGAGGGAGAAGCAGGCUCCACGCAGAGCAGGGAGCCCGAUGUGGGACUCGAUCCCAGGACCCUGGGAUCAUGACCUGAGCCGAAGGCAGUCGCUUAACCGACUGAGCCACCCAGGCGCCCUAUAAUGUUUUUUAAAAAACAGAUUUAUUGAGAUGUAAUUCACAUACCAUACAUUUUACCAAUUUAAAAUAUAUAAUUCAGUGAUUUUUAGUAUAGUCAUCUAUUAAACCAUCACCAUAGUCAGUUUUCAUUUUCAUCACCUCAAGAAACCCCGUACCUUUUAGCUUUCAACUCCCUCUCCCUCUACCCCCAACCAAGUGACCACUAAUUUGUUUUCUAUCAUAAAUUUCUCUCUUCUGGACAUUUCAUAUACAUUGAAUCAUAAUGUGGUCUUUUGUUACUGGCUGCUUUCACUUAGCACAUGUUUUAGUGGUUCAUUCAUGUUCUAGUAUGUCACUAUUUCAGUCUUUCUGUAUGACUGGAUAAUAUUCCAUUGUAUAUUUGCCACACAUUAAUCCAUUUGUCAUUUGAUGGACAUUUGGGAGGUUUCUGCCUUUUGGCUAUUAUGAAUAAUGCUGCUAUAAACAUUCAAGUAGGGGCACCUGGGUGACUCAGUUGGUUAAGCAUCUGCCUUCGGCUCAGGUCAUGAUCUUGAAGUCCCUGGAUGGAGCCCCAAGUUGAUCUCUGCUCAGCGGGGAGCCUGCUUCUCCAUCUCUCUCCCUGCCCCUGCCCCCCGUGCACCUGUGUGCGUGCUCUGUCUCUCAAAUAAAUAAAUAAAAUCUUUAAAAAAAAUAAACAUUCAAGUACAAGGUUUUUUUUUUUUUUAAGAUUUAUUUAUUUGACAGAGAGACACAGUGAGAGAGGGAACACAAGCAGGGGGAGUGGGAGAGGGAGAAGCAGGCUUCCUGCUGAGCAGGGAGCCCGAUGUGGGGCUCUAUCCCAGGACCUUGGGAUCAUGACCUGAGCCGAAGGCAGGUGCUUAACGACUGAGCCACCCAGGCGCCCCUCAAGUACAAGUUUUUAUGUGUAUGUAUAUUUUUAUUUCUUACCUAGGAAUAGAAUUUCGAGUUAUAUGGAAACUAUGUCUAAUCAUUUGAGGAAUUUCUAGAUUGUUUUCCAAAGUGGCUAUACCAUUUUACAUUCCCACCAUUAGUGUAUGAAGUUUCUAAUACCUCCACAUCUUUGCCAACACUUGUUACAUGAUUUUUAAAAUUUUAGCCAUUCUAGUGGAUAUGAAGUGGUAUCACACUGUGGUUUUGUGUUUCCCUGAUGACUAAUUAUGUUGAGCAUCUUUCCUUGUGCUUAUUGACCAUUUAUGUAUCUUCCUCGGAGAAAUGUUUAUUCAAAUCCUUUGCCCAUUUUUUAUUGGGUUAUCUAUUACUGAGUUGUAAGAGUUCUUUAUAUAUUCUGUACACAAGUCUCAUAUAUAUUAGUUGCAUAUAUUUUCUUCUAUUGUGUAGGUUUUUUUCAUUUUCUUUUUUUUAAAAGAUUUUAUUUAUUUUUUAGAGAGUGAGCGAGAGAGAAACAGCAUGAAAGGGGAGAGGGUCAGAGGGAGAAGCAGGCUCUCCGCCGAGCUGGGAGCCCGAUGUGGGACUCGAUCCCAGGACCCUGGGAUCAUGACCUGAGCCAAAGGCAGACGCUUAACCAUCUGAGCCACCCUGGCACCCUUUUUCAUUUUCUUGAUGGUGUCUUUUAAAACAUGAAUGUUUUAAAUUUUGAUGUAUUCUAGUUCAUCAUGCUUUUGGUGGACCAUGCUUUUGGUAUCAUAUCUAAGAACUCUGUGUAACCCCAGGUUAUGAGGAUUUUUUCCAAUGUUUUCUUCCAAAAGUUUUACUAUUGUAUGUUUUACAUUUAGAUCUAUGACCUAUUUUAAGUAAUUUUUUGUGUAAGCUGUGUAAUAUAGGUGGAACUUCAUUUUUUUGCAUGUGGAUAUCUACUUGUUUCAAAAUAAUUUGUUGAAAAGACUGUCCAUUCUUCAUUAAAUUGCUUUUGCAUUUUUGUCAAAAAUCAA
Messenger RNA from Mirounga angustirostris (Northern elephant seal), 6163 nucleotides. It is a transcript of the gene NUDCD2, whose product is annotated as NudC domain containing 2. Lineage: Eukaryota; Metazoa; Chordata; Mammalia; Carnivora; Phocidae. The transcript is spliced from 4 exons. The coding region runs from base 296 to 769 and encodes 157 amino acids. Gene Ontology annotation, cellular component: cytoplasm. Gene Ontology annotation, biological process: protein folding. The record is from RefSeq and is a predicted model, not a curated record.